This is a messenger RNA of Aedes albopictus (Asian tiger mosquito), 1743 nucleotides long. RefSeq names its product WASH complex subunit 1. Gene Ontology annotation, molecular function: gamma-tubulin binding; alpha-tubulin binding. The transcript has 2 exons. The record is from RefSeq and is a predicted model, not a curated record. Bases 197 to 1585 code for a protein of 462 amino acids. Gene Ontology annotation, biological process: endocytic recycling; Arp2/3 complex-mediated actin nucleation; exocytosis. Gene Ontology annotation, cellular component: early endosome; WASH complex; recycling endosome. NCBI's taxonomy places the organism in Eukaryota, Metazoa, Arthropoda, Insecta, Diptera, Culicidae.
UCAAGUCAGUGAUAAGGAAGUUUCAAAAAAUUUUGGAAAUUAAAUUUAUAAUUCCAAAGAUUAUGCGUAAAGUUGGAAAGGUUUUUGACGAGUUUGUGAUUCUAAAUAUUCAAUUGAUUUGCAUGUUUUGAUUCAGUGAUAGUGAUUCUAGUAAAACAUGGUCAAAAAUUAGCAGAAAUCGCUUCUCGUCUGUAAAAUGCAUUGCUACAACAUUCCAACCAUCGAUCCGGAUCUCCGGCAUGAGGAAACCAUUCUGCAGGCCAUCAACGCGUUUGAAUUCCUCAACGAAGUGAUUGACGAUGUCUUCGGUAAGGUGAAUCGAAGGAUCGAGUUUAAUCGGGGUCGGCUGCAUAAACUCAAUGGCCGCAUUGAGAAAGUAAACGAACAGGUGGCCAAACUGAAGGAAACCAAGGAAGCGAUUGUGAUCUAUUCGCCCUGUCGGUAUCCGGGAGCGGAUUUGGAUACCACUGUGCUGCCGACCUUCACCAGUGCCAAUGGGAUCCGGAUGCGCGACGUGGAUGCGGGGAUUUUGCGGGAGAAGUCCUACGUGCCAAGCCAUUCCUAUCAGGAGAAGAUCCAGUUCUAUCACGUGAAGAGCUCGGCGGAGCGGCAUCGAAUUUAUACGUUUGACGAGACAAGGGUGGAUGCAGGGCCGAAGGACGUUCAGUUUCUGGAUUCGGUUUUGCUGUUCAAUAGCAGGCAGUAUUCGGAGGACUAUAAGGGAGCGGAGGAUAAAUCCAGAUCUGGGAAGAAAGCUCCCGGUAGAAUCCGGGAGGAACGGAUUCUGUCGUCAUCUUCGCCGAUUAUCCGCAAUCGUUCCAAGAGAAAGGGACAGGAAAUUUUCUACACACCGGUGCUGAACGAAGCACCCAAAAUCGACGUCCCGGUGGAUCUUCCGGAUUUGCCCGGAAUCGUGAGCAACAUCCAGUAUGAAGGGAACAACACACUCAUAGCGCCGUCGCUGCAGCUGGCCGCGAUAGCUGAUCAGCUGCCAGAAUUGGAAGAUCUAUCGACAAUGGAAGCAAAGGAGACAGUUUCGGAAGUGGCUAAACCUCCACCACCAGUGCCUUCAGUUUUUCCGUGUGCUCCUCCGACGACCAGUUCCCAUCAAGCGACGACUGCUGUUGUGACUGCAAGUGCAUUGCCGCCACCGCCUCCACCUCCACCACCACCGCCACCACUCCCGGCGGAAAUUAUGGCUUCAGGCAGCAGCAGGAAAGCGGAUGAAAAUGAUGGCCAUCCGAUCAGGAAGAAGGAUGGAUCUGCGGCAGCAAGCAGCGGUGGUGAUGCUCAUUUCAAUUUGAUGGAAGCCAUUCGGAAGGCAGGCGGAGUCGAGAAGGCCAAUUUGCGGCACAGUGAGAUCAAGGAGGGCAGAACCGAUUCGAGCAAACCAUCCAAAGCGAAUCCGCAGAAUUUCAUCGAUGAUCUCCACAACAAGCUGCAAAUGAGACGCAAGGGAAUCUCCGGAGCACGGGAAAACCAAGAACCGGGAAACGUUAUCGAUCGUCUGUCGGCCCUCAUUCCACCCCCACCGCCAAAGCUGGAUGCCAGUGCAAGCGAAAGCAACGACGAAGAUUGGGACUAGCUUCGGUUAACAGCAAAGAACGCGGCGCGAUUUGUUUUUGGAUUUGUUAAGACUUUUUGUGUGUCGUUAUUAUUCUCAUUAAAUUCUCACACAUACGUUUGGAAAAUUAUUAAACUAAAACACUAUUUUUUAGUAGAAAUGUAAAUUAUAUGAAUUGA